Messenger RNA from Acytostelium subglobosum LB1, 1746 nucleotides. RefSeq lists its product as hypothetical. Bases 1 to 1746 code for a protein of 581 amino acids. Lineage: Eukaryota; Evosea; Eumycetozoa; Acytosteliales; Acytosteliaceae. The record is from RefSeq and is a predicted model, not a curated record. Gene Ontology annotation, molecular function: protein binding. The transcript has a single exon.
AUGCUUAAACAAACGAUACUGAAAUGGACAUCAUCAUUGGAGACUUAUAAGAAUGGCAAUAAUGCUGAAGCCUUGAAGAUGUUAAAGUCUGUGGAGCCAACAGCAAAGAUAUUGUAUAAUAUUGGAAUCAUUCACUUUAAGAUGGGCAACUACAAGGAGUCAAUCGAUAAUAUGACUCACUCGACAGAGUUGGACAAAUACUUGGCACUGUCAUUCUUUAUGCGUGGAGUCUGUUAUCAUCAGAUGGACGACACUAGUCAUGCCAUCGUCGACUAUGACGAAUCAAUCUCAAAACUCAGAGGACAUGAGUUCAUCGACUACACACAACUUGGACUUAGCUACAGACUGACGCUUACCGAGAUACUGUUUAACAAGGCGUUGGCGCUGGGUCCGGCGGGCGGGUCAGUGGCGCAGCUGGCGGCGCAAUGCAAGGUGAUGCCAUCUGAUCAGACAUAUCGCGAGAAUCUUAGACAGUUGUGCGAGGGACAGAAACAAAAGGUGAGGACGGCGCCACUGGACGUGCUGUUCAGGCCGCCCAAGGUCAACGACCAGGCGCCGCCAAAGAUCACGGUGGAGGUGUCAUCGCCAGCCAUGUCGUCCGCCCCUUCAGCGCUCAAGACAUCGGGAGAGCGACCACUGCCGAGCAAACCACUGCCCACGCCGUCACCAGCUGGCGGCGCAAAGCCUACAAUCACUAUCGACCCUCCUACACCACCCAAACAACUGCCCUCAUCACCAAAGAUGUCAUCACCACUGCCACCCCCACCACCUCCCGCGCCGCUGACCGCCUCUGGCAAGCGACUGCCGUCCAGACCGAUCAGCGCGAUGGUCGCCGAGUCCAAGAUCACGAUCAAGUGUUACUUUGCCGAUCGCAGACUCAUACAGAUCACCUCCAAGUGUACAGUCAAGGAGUUGAGACAAAAGAUUGCGGCCAAGUUUGAUGAGGCCGAUACAUUGGACAUUCGCUACAAGUUGACAGACACAGAGUUCAGCGAUAUUAUCACACAAGGCGACCUGGACAUUGCGCUGCGGCUUGGUCUGCAGGAGCUCUAUCUGACCAGACAUGGACAGCCCAACCAGCACGAGGUGGAGGCUCCCAUUCUCACACUAGACUCAUUCAUAAACGCGCCCCGAUCACCGUCGCCAACACCAAUGGCCACAUCACCACCUCCUCCAUCCAUUCCAAAGAAGCCAACAUCCCUUACAACCUCCUCAAUUUGGUCGACAACAACAUCCACAACACCAACACCUUCACCUUUAACAUCAUCAUAUUCUCCAGCGCCAACACCACCAGCGCCACCACUGAAGAAGCUACCAUUCUCUCCACCUCCACCACCUCUCUCCUCAUCACCAUCAGCGUCACUGGCUCCACCACCCAAGCCACCAUCAGUAUCACUGUCCAAGUCUGCAACAAUCACAACACCAUCCAAGCCGCCAAUGAGCGGCGUCGGCGGACUACGUGUAGCAACACGUCCAAGAGGACAAACAGCCGACAAUAUUAAGUUAUUCGAACAGCAACAACAACAGCAACCUCAACCAUUGAAGCAAUCACCAAAGUCAAUUAGAAGAGAACCAAUGGAUAGAGCACAACAGGCGGAGCAAGCUGACGAUGAGGUGGCGCCCUCCAACAAGCCAGAACAACUUUCACAUCCUUUCAAGCUCUGCGUCUCGCCCUCUGGUGAACAAUUCUACCUCAACACCGAGACGGGCCAAGUCUCCUGGACGCAUCCAGGGGGCCACCAAUGA